ACAUCUUCACCCAGCCUUUGAUGCUGGACUGGCUCACUACAGUGACAGUAUGUUGAGCGGUGCGCGCGCUCCGCACGUUUGAUGACGCUCCGCUGUAAACAUCACUGACGUGUUAGUCGCGUGAGGGAAUCUAUUAAACUUGGAUUUUGGCGAGCGACACUGUAUUCUUCAAACCAAUCUGCGCCUGCAAACCCAGCAACAUACGUCCACACUGCGAUGGCAAGAAAAUCCCAAGUCCCGUCUGCGUAUUAUGGUGAACCUCGCAAGUUUGACCCAACAUUUAGAGGGCCAGUUUACAACAGAGGCUGCACAGAUGUGCUGUGCUGUGUGCUCUUCACCAUUGUCAUCCUCGGCUACAUUGCACUGGGCACUGUGGCAUGGAUUCAUGGGGACCCAAGGAAAGUCAUUUACCCGACUGACAGCUCGGGUCAGUUCUGUGGACAGAAGGGCACACCAAAUGCAAAGAAAGCCAUAUUAUUCUACUUCAACAUACUGAAGUGUGCCAGUCCUGCUGUCCUGAUAAACCUCCAGUGCCCUACUACUCAGAUGUGUGUUUCCAAGUGCCCUGAUCGAUUCGCAACGUACACAGAUAUGCAGCUCCAUUAUAGAUUCAACAAGAGCCACUGGGAUUAUUAUAAACAGUUCUGCAAGCCUGGCUUCAAUAAUCCUAAAAAGUCUGUGACACAAGUGCUGCGAGAUGAGGACUGUCCAUCAGUGAUAGUGCCAAGCCGACCAUUUUUACAGCGCUGCUUCCCAGAUUUCAUCACCAGAAACGGCACCCUAACAGUAGCUAACAAAACCGCUUUCAAAGAUGCACUGGACACAGCCAGAAGUGUGACUGAACUCAGAGAUGCAGCUAAUGGUAUUACAAGUAUCCAUGAGGCCAAAGAGGUGGGAAUGAAGAUUGUGCAGGAUUAUGCCAGAUGUUGGUACUGGAUAGUGAUAGGGCUGGUCAUAGCGCUGGUCAUCAGUCUGAUCUUCAUCUUGCUGCUGCGAUUCACCGCAGGCUUCCUCCUCUGGUUCAUCAUCUUCGCUGUUAUCCUGCUUGUGGCCUAUGGUAUCUGGCACUGUUACUGGGAGUUCACUGUUCUCAGGAAGACCCCCGGAGCGGACGUCACUAUCUCCGACAUCGGCUUCCAGACUGAUCUCCACGUCUACUUACAACUCAGUCAGACGUGGCUCAUCUUCAUGGUGACUCUGGGUUUGACUGAAGUCUCCAUAGUCUUCAUACUCAUAUUCCUGAGAAAGCGGGUUCGCAUCGCUAUCGCUCUGCUCAGAGAGGGCAGCAGGGCCAUCAGUUACAUCAUGUCCGCUCUGUUCUACCCCAUCAUCACCUUUGUGCUUCUGGCCGUCUGUAUCGCCUACUGGGCCAUGACUGCACUCUUUCUUGCAUCUUCUGGUGAUGCUGUUUACAAAGUCACAUCUGUCCAUCCUAACUGCAAGUAUACCAACCGAACCUGCAAUCCUGAGAGCUUCAACAGGACCAACAUCAGCAUGCAGUGCCCAGGCGCUCAGUGUCUUUUUGCCUUUUACGGGGGUGAGAGCUUGUACCAUCGCUACAUCUUCAUCCUCCAGCUCUGUAAUCUGCUGGUCUUCCUCUGGCUGGUUAAUUUCACCAUUGCUCUGGGACAGUGCACCAUCGCUGGGGCGUUCGCCUCGUAUUACUGGGCCCGGAGGAAGCCCGCAGACAUCCCUCCCUGCCCAGUGUUCUCCUCUUUUUCCAGGGCCAUACGGUAUCACACUGGCUCUCUUGCUUUCGGCUCUCUCAUCUUAGCAGUGGUUCAACUCAUCCGAGUCAUUCUGGAGUAUCUGGACCACAAACUUAAAGGAGCUCACAAUGUGUUUGCACGGUUCCUGCUCUGCUGUCUGAAGUGCUGCUUCUGGUGUCUGGAGAGAUUUAUACGCUUUAUGAACAGGAAUGCUUACAUAAUGAUUGCUAUUUAUGGAAAGAACUUCUGCACAUCAGCGCGAGAGGCGUUCUGUUUAUUGAUGAGGAAUGUCGUGAGGGUGGCAGUGUUGGACAAAGUCACAGACUUCUUGCUCUUCCUGGGGAAACUGUUGAUAGCAGGGAGUGUUGGUGUUAUUGCCUUCUUCCUCUUUACACGCAAGAUACCCAUCAUCCAAGAGGAGGUGCCCGUGUUGAAUUACUACUGCGUGCCUCUCUUGACGGUAAUACUGGGUUCAUACUUAAUUGCGCACAGCUUCUUCAGCGUCUAUGCAAUGUGUGUGGACACUUUGUUCCUUUGUUUCUGCGAAGACUUGGAGAGAAAUGACGGGACAACGGCCAAGCCUUUCCUCAUGUCUCCCGGCCUGAAAAGAAUUCUGGGAAGAGCCGAGAUGAGCCCCAAGAAGUCACGCGGAUAAAUCUAUGAGAAUACCUUUACUCGACUUACAUACUUAGCAUGCAUUAACUUACCGUAUAUUAUAGCUGAAGUGGUGGACUACAUUUUGUAAUGAGAGCUGAGGAUUAUGGGAAGUGCUGACGUGACCAUCCACCUCAAGAAAAGACCAAAGACUCUCUCUGCACUGUAACAGCAUCUAUCCCAGGACACGGAGCUUUGGCUUUUCUGACACAGACCCUACACUGCAUAGUAACAUGUUUGCCUCUUACUGCUGCCUUAUUCUGGGAAAAUGAUUACUGACAUUUAAAAGCUGCCUGAGAUUGAACACCUUGAGAAAAGAAGCCCAACUUGAGAGUUGAUGUUCGCAAUUUCAGUGUAAAUCUGAACGACUGAUUCAUUGAAUAGAGCUGGUUUUACAGCUAAGACGACUUUAAAAUGGUUUUCACACAAUCCCUGCAGGACCCCCCCCCCCCCAUAUGCACAUAUAGGUAAACAGUAUCCCAUUUGACAUUUAAUCAUCAAAAUACUUAGGAAUACAAAAUAUUUUGUCUCAGUGAUAAUGUAAAUUUAAAUGAUAUAUUGAAGGAAUAUUUUUCGGGUAUAUUCGAUCCAUCGCAUUUGUGGCGUAAUGUUGAUUACAACAAAAAUGAUUUCAAUUCGUCCCUCAUUUUCUUUAGGAAAGAAGGCGAUGAAAAUAAAUGGGCCCAUAUUUGGAGUAUUAUGUAAAGCUUAUAGUUUUAUAAGUAGUUACAUUAAUUCUUCUGUUGUAACGCAUUAUCAUUUUUCUCGUUUUUUUAUCAUUUAAGGGUUUAUGGCAUUGUAUAAUUGUAUAUAAACAAAGUUUUUUCCUAUUAAAACAAGUAUUUAAUGUUUGCAGAUUUUGCAACCCAGAUUUUGGCUUAUUUAAAGAAGACAAGGGGCAGUUGGACAUUAAUUUUUGUUAUAUCAACACUGUCACAAAUGCUUGUCGAUUAACUGAACCUUUAGCAUUGCAGUUGUAAUGGAGGGCAAAGAGAUUUCCUUUAUCACAGUAGCUCAACUGCAGAUCAGACGGACAAAGCACUCGUGUUUAAAGACUAGGGCUGCAUCUGAAGUUGCAUACUUUACUACUAUAGGCGAAAACCAUUUGUGAUAAAAUAAAUAUGUCCAACCUCACAGUAAAAAAAUAGGCAGAAAGUACCCAGAUGACCUGCUUCUUCCGGUGAGAUUGUGGAUAUGUGUGCAAAUGUCGAGAUGGUCCUCACUGCAGAACAAAAUCCACGGGGAGGAGUCGGAUCCAGAUCCAACUCCUCCCACCUUACAUAUA
Pimephales promelas (fathead minnow) is the source of this 3648-nucleotide messenger RNA. It is a transcript of the gene slc44a5a, whose product is annotated as solute carrier family 44 member 5a. Gene Ontology annotation, biological process: transmembrane transport. Gene Ontology annotation, cellular component: membrane. Gene Ontology annotation, molecular function: transmembrane transporter activity. The record is from RefSeq and is a predicted model, not a curated record. NCBI's taxonomy places the organism in Eukaryota, Metazoa, Chordata, Actinopteri, Cypriniformes, Leuciscidae.